AUGGAAACCUGGUUCUGGAUUCUUGGCUGGUCUCUUUCCAUCGUAACCAUAGCUGGAAAUGGAUUUAUCAUCUUCCUUGUUUGCAGACGGCGGCGGCUUCGAACUAAAAGCAACACGUUUGUCGUUUCACUUGCUGUGGCGGAUUUCUGUGUUGGGCUGAGUGCUGUUCCCUCACUUUUUGUCUGCGAGAAGACAACUGGAUGCGAUCCUGAAGCCCCUUUUGCCGACAGGGUGGAUUAUCUUAGGUGGCUGUUUACGUACGCGUCUGUAACAAACUUAUGUAGUUUAGUCCUGGAUCGCUACAUUGCUGUUGUGAAUCCUCUCAAAUACUUAUUGUUCAUGACGCGCAAACGUGUUUCUCAGUUGAUUUUUCUUUCUUGGAUACUGUCAAUUCUUGUUGUUUGUCUCGAUGUUCUAGCGUGGCUCGUUUUUAACGACAGUAUUUCUGUUUUCUUAGUUAAUACUUGGAUAUUAAUGAUUUUAGAGAUCCUGUCGUGCUGCAGUCUUAUUUUUUUCUUUGGUUCAAUGUUACAUGUUGUUUAUAAACACGAACGAGCCGCCCGUAUCUUAGCGAAACAACUCCGCUUCAAUCAUCGAUAUUUUCGCAAAAACGAGGAGAAGUCCGCUGUGAAAUUGAUGGUCAUUGUUAUUGGCCUGUUUCUUGUUUGCUGUGCAUGCUCUCUGCGAUGUAGUCUUGUAUACAUAAUGAAAGACGAACAACCAUGUAAUGAUAAAAGAUUCAAAUUGCCUCUGUUAGUUUUAAACUCUGCCAUCAACCCAGUUGUUUACGCUUUCUUCAAGAGGGACAUAAAAGAGGAAGUAGAACAAUGCAUUUGCUGUGUGAUCUGGAAGAAGAGAAACAACAUUGAACCACUUAAUGGCUCAAGACUUUUCCCAAAUUAA
Messenger RNA from Pocillopora damicornis (cauliflower coral), 903 nucleotides. RefSeq names its product histamine H2 receptor-like. Gene Ontology annotation, molecular function: G protein-coupled receptor activity. NCBI's taxonomy places the organism in Eukaryota, Metazoa, Cnidaria, Anthozoa, Scleractinia, Pocilloporidae. Gene Ontology annotation, cellular component: plasma membrane. The record is from RefSeq and is a predicted model, not a curated record. Gene Ontology annotation, biological process: G protein-coupled receptor signaling pathway.